Zychaea mexicana is the source of this 1131-nucleotide messenger RNA. Its product is annotated as Prephenate dehydratase-domain-containing protein. Lineage: Eukaryota; Fungi; Mucoromycota; Mucoromycetes; Mucorales; Lichtheimiaceae. The transcript is spliced from 8 exons. Gene Ontology annotation, cellular component: cytoplasm. Gene Ontology annotation, biological process: chorismate metabolic process; L-phenylalanine biosynthetic process. The coding region runs from base 1 to 1131 and encodes 376 amino acids. Gene Ontology annotation, molecular function: chorismate mutase activity; prephenate dehydratase activity. The record is from RefSeq and is a predicted model, not a curated record.
AUGUCGGAUUUGACAUCGCUUAGAGAACGUAUCGAUUCACUUGACACCACGUUGGUCGAUUUACUGAAUGAGCGUGCCCAGGUGUCCUUAAACAUUGGCGCCGCAAAGCGCAAAGCUACUUCUCCCUCUGCAGCCGACGAAUCGUCAACACCUGAAAAGGACUCAAAAGAGCUUCACGUAUAUAUGCCCGGACGCGAAAAAGAAGUAUACGCAAAGCUCGAAAGACUAAAUCAAGGACCUUUAAACCAUUCAUCGCUCCACGCUAUUUUCCGUGAGAUCAUGUCAGCUUCAAUCGCAUUGCAAAAGGACGUAUCGAUUGCAUAUCUCGGCCCACCCGGCACAUUCUCGCAUCAAGCCGCAUAUGAACGUUUGGGCGAUAGCGUAGCAUAUGUUCCAGUAAAACAGAUCUCUGCUGUCUUCGAAGCAGUCGAGAAAAAGACCACAACUUAUGGCUUGGUACCUUUCGAAAACUCCACGUUCGGUACCGUUGUUGAGACUCUGGACAACUUUGUAAAGACGAGCGUACGUGUCCGCGCUGAAACGUAUCUUCCUGUUCAUCAAUGCUUGUUGUCAAAUAGCAAGUUGGAAAAGAUCUCCAAAGUAUAUAGUCAUCCUCAGGGAUUGGGUCAAACGCAACGAUGGCUGUCGACAAAUCUCCCGCACGCCAAACUUAUUCCCGUCAAGUCUACUGCAGAGGCUGCCGAACAAGCUGCUGCCGAACCAGGUGCCGCUGCUGUAUGCAGUGAGCUGUGUUCCAGUCUAUAUGGCGUGGAAAUUGUUGCCAAAGAUAUUGAGGACACUGCAGGCAACACGACCCGUUUCUUGAUCAUUGGCACGUCGUCUGACAACGCCACAGCGGAUGAUCAUACACUGAUCCAUUUUACCGUCGACCAUCGCCAGCCAGGUGCACUAGCUGAUGGACUAAAGGUGUUCAAGGACUAUGAUCUCAACUUGUUCAAGAUUGACUCGCGCCCUAGCGGCCUACGCCCAUGGCACUAUGUGUUUGUGGUAGAAUGCUCAGGCCAUUUCAAAAACGAGCCGGUACAAAAGGCCGUCAAGGACUUGGAGCAGUAUUGCUUGGACGUCGUGGUUCUGGGCAGCUUCCCCAAUCAACGUCCUCAAUCUGACUAA